AUGUGUGACGUAGUAUUAGGUGCCCAAUGGGGUGAUGAAGGUAAAGGUAAAUUAGUUGAUUUAUUAUGUGAUGAUAUUGAUGUUUGUGCAAGAUGUCAAGGUGGUAAUAAUGCCGGACAUACUAUUGUUGUAGGUAAAACCAAAUAUGAUUUCCAUAUGUUACCAUCAGGAUUAGUUAAUCCAAAUUGUAAGAAUUUAGUUGGUUCAGGAGUUGUUGUUCAUGUUCCAUCAUUUUUCCAAGAAUUGGAAAAUUUAGAAUCAAAAGGAUUAAAUUGUCGUGAUCGAUUAUUUAUUUCAAGUCGUGCUCAUUUAGUAUUUGAUUUCCAUCAACGUACUGAUAAAUUAAAAGAAGCUGAAUUAUCCGCCAAUAAGAAAUCUAUUGGUACUACUGGUAAAGGUAUUGGACCAACUUAUUCCACCAAAGCUUCUAGAUCUGGUUUAAGAGUUCAUCAUUUAGUUAAUCCUGAUCCUGAAGCAUGGGAAGAAUUUAAAACUAAAUAUAUGAGAUUAAUUGUUUCAAGAAAAAAAAGAUAUGGUGAAUUUGAUUAUGAUUUAGAUGAAGAAUUAGCAAGAUAUGCUAAAUAUCGUGAACAAUUAAGACCAUUUGUUGUUGAUUCGGUUGUUUUUAUGCAUGAUGCUAUUAAACAAAAGAAGAAGAUUUUAGUUGAAGGUGCUAAUGCUUUAAUGUUGGAUAUUGAUUUUGGUACUUAUCCAUAUGUUACUUCAUCAUCAACUGGUAUUGGUGGGGUUUUAACUGGGUUAGGUAUUCCACCAAACCAUAUUAAUAAUGUUUAUGGUGUUGUUAAAGCUUAUACUACUAGAGUUGGUGAAGGUCCAUUCCCAACUGAACAAUUGAAUGAAGUUGGUGAAACUUUACAAGAUGUUGGAGCUGAAUAUGGGGUUACAACUGGUAGAAAGAGAAGAUGUGGUUGGUUAGAUUUAGUUGUUUUGAAAUAUUCUGCUAUGAUUAAUGGAUAUACUUCAUUAAAUAUUACUAAAUUGGAUGUUUUAGAUCAAUUUAAAGAAAUUGAAGUUGGUAUUGCUUAUAAAUUAGAUGGUAUUGAAACUCCAAGUUUCCCAGAAGAUUUACAUGAUUUAGCUAGAGUUGAAGUUGUUUAUAAGAAAUUCCCAGGAUGGGAAACUGAUAUUACUAAUAUUAAAAGAUAUGAAGAUUUGCCAAUUAAUGCAAAGAAUUAUCUUAAAUUUAUUGAAGAAUAUUUAGAAAUUCCAAUUCAAUGGGUUGGUACUGGUCCAGCAAGAGAAUCAAUGUUAGAAAAGGCUAUUUAA
This is a messenger RNA of Hemisphaericaspora subhashii, 1287 nucleotides long. It is a transcript of the gene ADE12, whose product is annotated as adenylosuccinate synthase. The record is from RefSeq and is a predicted model, not a curated record. Bases 1 to 1287 code for a protein of 428 amino acids. The transcript has a single exon. Gene Ontology annotation, cellular component: cytoplasm. NCBI's taxonomy places the organism in Eukaryota, Fungi, Ascomycota, Pichiomycetes, Serinales, Debaryomycetaceae. Gene Ontology annotation, molecular function: GTP binding; adenylosuccinate synthase activity. Gene Ontology annotation, biological process: IMP metabolic process; 'de novo' AMP biosynthetic process.